AUGGCGCUUCUCUCAUCCGCUCUCUUGGCUCUUUCGCUGGUCACUGGGACAAAAGCAUGGCCUCAACUACCAACCGACGGUGUCAAUUUCAGCACCCUCAUGACACUCCCCGUCAUCCCAUAUACCGCCGCACAACACCACAAUGUCGAUGUUGUCCCGCGCGGGCUCUCCCUUCCUGUGGACGAGGGCGACGGAGUCAAUAUAAUGAUGACACUGCCAGUAACUUCAAAGUCGAGGAGGAAGCGAUGCACACAUGUGCCUCGCAAAGUCCUACUGGACAAUCUUCUCGGCGAUGACUUGGAGGCUCUCCCCGCAGCCCCGGUGGUCAAGCCUCCGGUGCUGGUGCGGGGCCUGCCCGUUGAUGAUACUGUCGACGCCAACAGUGCUUUUGUCACACUGCCCGUAAUUCACUCCACCAAGCGUGGUGUCUUCAGUCGACAGGUUGAGGCAAGCCUUGCUAACCGUUCCGAUGUAGCAUACUACGCCCAACUCAACAUCGGCACACCCCCUCAGCCAGUCUACGCCCAGGUAGACACCGGUUCGUUUGAGCUAUGGGUGAACCCAGACUGCGCGGCCCUCGCUGCCUCCGAUCAACGCUUCUGUGAAGCCGUCGGCUUCUACGACACGGCUCGAUCAUCAACUGCUGUCUCGCUUCAGACCACCAAAACCCUCCGAUACGGCAUCGGCGCCGCAAACAUCACCUACGUACGCGACAGUCUUGCCAUCGCCGGCUCCCGAACGACGAUGCAGCAGGUCCAGUUUGGCGUUGCUACCAGCUCCGAGGAUCAAUUUGCAGGGAUUUUGGGCAUCGGCUACGGCAAUGGCGUGAACACUCGAUACAAGAAUCUCGUCGACGAGCUCGCCACCCAGGGGGUCACUCGCACCAAGGCCUUCAGCCUCGGACUGGGCUCCAAAGACGAACAGGAAGGGGCCAUUGUCUUUGGAGGCAUCGACACAUCGAAAUUCUCCGGCCCGCUUGCGCGCCUCCCGAUCAUCCCCGCAGACCAGGCCCCCGACGGCGUUGCCCGGUACUGGGUAAACAUGAAAUCAAUUAGUCUCACUCCUCCGAGUCGCCGGGUUCGCAUGUACCAAAACAGCUCGAUGCCUGUCUUCUUAGAUAGCGGCGCUACACUCACAUUGCUACCCGAGGAGCUCGCCAUCCAAGUAGCUACCGACUUUGGCUCACCUGGGCUCGACGCCAACGGAUUUUACUCCAUCUCGUGUACCCUUGUCGGACUCAACGGCACCAUCGACUUCGACUUUGAUGGGAUAAAGAUCCAGGUCCCUUACAAGGAGAUGAUUCGAGAGCUGCGCACAACCCCGCCAACAUGCUAUCUAGGUAUCGUCCCCAAUACGGACUUCACGUUACUGGGGGAUACCUUCCUACGCUCAGCCUAUGCUGUCUUUGAUCUGGACACCAAAACCGCCUACUUGGCGCAGUACGUCAACUGCGGCACAAGGACAAUGCCCAUUAGCCGGCCGGAAGAUAUUGCGGCUAUCCGAGGAUUGUGUCCUCCUCCUGCCGGAUCUACUGCUGUUCUUACACCACCAGAGGCUAGCGACACCACCACUUCGCCAGGGACGGGGACGGGUUCCGGUUCAGCAUCUGGCUCGGGUGUGCAAUCGAACCUGCCUACGAGUCCUGCUCCCAAGAUGUCCGGGAUGCCGGCGUCUGGCACGAUUUCAUCGACUUCGACAUCAGCACCCAGCACUUUCGCUAUUGUCUUGGGUAUCGGCUUGGCAGUCAUUUUGAUGUGA
Molecule: messenger RNA, 1758 nt
Organism: Colletotrichum orchidophilum
Lineage: Eukaryota; Fungi; Ascomycota; Sordariomycetes; Glomerellales; Glomerellaceae
Product: eukaryotic aspartyl protease
Exons: 3
Coding region: 1-1758 (585 amino acids)
Biological process (GO): proteolysis
Molecular function (GO): aspartic-type endopeptidase activity
Source: RefSeq, a predicted model, not a curated record